AAGAGUUCAUGUGGGGGACGUGCUAUGUGUGAGCCUUGAGGCCACAACCACAACCACAGCCACAACCACAACCGCAACCACUGCUGCAUCCCGCAGCCAAGUCAGUCCCCAAGCGGCCACAACCCUUUACUCGCAUACUGAAUCCAUCAACGCCCAUGCACCUGCAGAGCUUCCAGCAAGUCGCAGCAGCAGCACCACCACCACAGCAGAGCCUUGUGACACCACCGUGACAGCAAGGCCUACAGUCGUGUUUCGGCGAGUCGCAGCCGUUGCUGGAGACGAGAUUGCAUCAUUUCAGCCGUCGGAUGCGCCGUUUCAAAUAGAGCCGAAUCACUUCUGGGUGCUUGCAGACAACCCCGAUGUUCCUGCUAAGGAGGCGUGGGACAGCCGCACAAUAGGCCCAGUGCAUCUGGAAGACGUGCUGGGGAGGGCGAUGUAUGUGGUGCGGUCGAUGCACGACCAUGGGCCCGUCCAAAACAG
This is a messenger RNA of Closterium sp. NIES-65, 480 nucleotides long. Lineage: Eukaryota; Viridiplantae; Streptophyta; Zygnematophyceae; Desmidiales; Closteriaceae. The record is from the annotation of a GenBank genome assembly.